CAACCGGCUCCGUGCCACUUGUCCUGCAACUUGUGAAUGGGCAGACCAUGCCUGUCCUUCCUGGCCCUCCUGUUCAGAUGCCUUCUGUCAUAUCGCUUGCAAGGCCGAUGUCCGUCGUGCCAAACAUUCCCGGUAUCCCUGGUCCUCCAAUUGUCGGCUGUGGCUCCAUUUCACCAUCAGGCCUUCCAAUGCAAUCGGAAGCUAAAAUGAGGCUGAAAGCUAGCCUGACUCAAGGGGUCACUUCCUCCCUAAACGGCAGCAGCAUGAUGGUUGCAUCAGCUAGCACAAUGGUGACGUCUCGACCCGAACAGGGUCAAAUACUCAUCCAGCACCCUGAUGCUCCAUCUCCAGCACAACCACAGGUUUCCCCAGCUCAGCCCACACCUAGCACUGGCGGCAGACGGAGACGCACGAUGGAGGAAGAUCCGGAUGAACGCAGGCAACGUUUCUUGGAGAGGAACCGCGCUGCAGCCUCCCGCUGCCGUCAGAAACGCAAGAUCUGGGUUAAUUCCUUGGAGAAGAAGGCCGAGGAGCUCACAACACAGAACAUCCAACUAAGUAAUGAAGUUACACUAUUAAGGAACGAGGUUGCUCAACUCAAACAGCUACUGUUGGCUCACAAGGACUGCCCGGUCACUGCAUUACAGAAGAAAACACAAGGCUAUCUCGAAAGCCCAAAGGAGAGCUCUGAGCCUACAGGUUCUCCGGCUCCCGUCAUCCAGCACAGUUCUCUGACUGCCUCCUCCAACGGGCUGAACGUCUGCUCUGCCGCCGAAGCUGUUGCCACCUCGGUCCUCACUCAGAUGGCAAACCAAAGGACAGAACUGAACAUGCCCCUGCAGUCGCACGUCAUUAUGGCUCCGCAGUCCCAGUCUGCUGGCAGAUGAUGUCUCCAAUCACGUGACAUAGAACUAACAAUGAGAACUUGCAGCCGGAGAGACUGAUCCGUAACUAAGCCCCUUGAUCAAAACGGGGUGGAUACCAUUUUUGUUUUUGCUUCUUUUCUUUUCUUUUUUGUUAAAAGUGAGUUAAGUGCAACUAUGGAGCUUUUAACACAACACAUCCCUUCCUGGCCCAAAGUAGUUGUCACGUGACCACCUGUUUCCAAAGGAUGACUUCGGACUGAACAACUUCACCUUCUCUUAGGGCAAGAUCACUCAUGUUGAACCAACAGCGCUCAGUGUGGUCUUAAAUGGUUACGGUUCAGGUAUAAAUUAUGUUAACACUAAGCCUCCCUUAGCUUAGCUCCUCAUGGUGCUUUCCUGAGUUGGCCCGCUUGAGCAAAGCGAAACCAAAUGCCUCACGGGGAGGCUGGGAGUUUUAGCCUGUGCUGUCAGUUUUCAGUUUGUGGCACUCCAGUGCUUUCAGCCAUCUCUGGUGUGUCUGUUGCCACUGUAGCUGGCCUUGAAUUCUGCACUUUCGCACAGGACCCCUUGGCUCUGAAGGUGGUAAGCUCCAUAACUUUGCGGAUUUGAUCUCCUCUUCUGUUUUCUUCCCCACCUUCCCAACCCCCCCCCCCCCCCCAAGUUCUCCAAAAUUAUUUUGUGAACCACGUAAGAGAUUUCAUCGUUGGCUGCUGCAAUGUACGGGUGAGCGCAGGUGCAGUGGUGAAAACGGCAAAGCUUUUGCAUGUUUCUCCGAUCGCCUAGCCUGAAGCAGUGCAUGUUAUCGGGGCUGAGUGUGUCCUCCUUCCUUGAUCACUGUUUGUCUGGCACUGCAUCCCGAGAAACUCUGCUUUCAUGACUAGAGGUUCAAGCCCUUGCGGCUGUGGAUGUAUGCUAUAGAAGUAUCUCAGGGGUGCAAGGAGGAGUGGUGAUCAGUAUUCCUGGUAGAGGGAGAGUAGACCUACAGCAUCCAGCAGAGUUACCUUGCACCCCACCCCUAGCAGGAUACGAAAUCUUUCUGUAUGUGUUACAUGCAUGCGUAUAUGCGCAAUAUAAAUCAUGCUAUUCUGAAGGUUGGGCACUGGGUUGAUGACUCACACAAGGGUGAGUUGAGACAGCUUGGCAGCUGCUUGGCUGCAGAAAGCUUCUCUGUGAGUCAUGAAUUUUGAAAGACUGAGAACCCGAUUCUAAAACCCUGCACAUUUCAAGGGAUCAUCUGUCAUACCGAACCCAACGAACUUAUCAAGAUUGUGGCCUUAAAUCAUGGAUUGUUUGUUUCAGAGGAUGAAAGGAUCAGGUGAUCGUUUCAACUUCCUUCCCUCUUAUCUAUUUUCGUUCUUUCUAGAAUUUCUCUAGCCUCUUUUCCCACGUAUCCCCUUCAGAACAAAAUUAGGAUUCUCAAAUCAUUGGUGUCCAUUUAAGACACUUGAAAAGGCAUUUGGAAUUGUUGCUUCUUAUUACCAAGGCCUGUUUGUGCGUGCGUGUAUGUGUGUGUAUUUGUCUCUAUAGUUUGUCAUGACCUCUUGCUUGCCUGAUUUUUUGCUUGAAUCUCAAUCAGUGGGUCAUGCAUGGAGGAUAUUCUGUGGCACUUGAACUGUAACUGUUGGCUCCCUUGGAGCCCAUUAAAUGUCAACUAGUCCUCCUCUUCAUCAUAUGCAUUUUCAUUUCAGUCAUCCCCUGUCAGUGGGUCUUUGUAUGCGUGCAGCCAAAUCAUAUGACGUUCACUAUUCAAAUUUACUUACUGGAGUGUGAGUGGACACAUAAAUGCUCUCUCUCCAACCUGUUCAGGGCUGGCAUUGUCAACAGCACAAUGCGAACAUGUUAAAACUUCUGCGGGGGCGGGGGGGGUUGGGGUGGGCGUGGACUCUCUUCUUACCACUGUUCUGGCUUCUCAGGACAUCAGCCUCAAUGUUUCUUGACCCAUUUCCUCUCUUGCCUGACAUUUUUCUUUCAUGACUCCCCUUCACCUCUUAGUCAUCUUGCCUUUCCCCUUUCUUUAAAAACAGCAGGAAACUUUAUUCCAAAUGUCUGCAGAGUUCCUAUCAUUUUUUGCCCUUCCCCGUUCAUUUGAUCUGGAGAAAAUGCACAUGGGCAAAGUGUUUUGAAUAUAACUGCUCCCAACAGGAUCUCUGUUUCCUUAGUGACAUCUAUGAUUAAAAUAUGUAGCAGGUGCAGUCGGAAUCCUCGAAGGGUAAUGCAAAAAGAAAGGAAGUUUGAUUUCUGAAGGAUAGAGUUCAGCAGCGGACUUCUUUCUUUCACUGUCUGUCUCUUUGCACCCUUCAAAGUCUAAGGAUACUGGCUGUUGGGGGUUUUCCAGGCUGCGUGGCUGGGGUCUAGUAGUUUUUGCUCCUAAUGUUUUGCAUAUGUCUGUGGCUGGCACCUUCAGAGGCAUGUCACAGAUGCCAGCCAUAGAUGUGGGUGAAACGUUAGGAGCAAAAACCAACAGGCCGUUGGCCCCACAGCCCAGAAAUCCCACAACAUCCGGUUGAUUCCAGCUGUGAAUGUCUCCGUUAACACAUGUAAGGAUACUGUUUGCAUGUUUGUCCAAUUUGCAUUUCUGAUCCAUUUCAUUUUUCGACGUGUCUGCUCCGGUGGGGUUGCAGAGCCGGCGGAGAGAAUAUGUGGAUUGAAGCAUCCAAAGA
Messenger RNA from Sphaerodactylus townsendi, 3526 nucleotides. It is a transcript of the gene ATF7, whose product is annotated as activating transcription factor 7. NCBI's taxonomy places the organism in Eukaryota, Metazoa, Chordata, Lepidosauria, Squamata, Sphaerodactylidae. The record is from RefSeq and is a predicted model, not a curated record. Gene Ontology annotation, biological process: regulation of transcription by RNA polymerase II. The coding region runs from base 48 to 887 and encodes 279 amino acids. The transcript is spliced from 6 exons. Gene Ontology annotation, molecular function: cAMP response element binding; DNA-binding transcription factor activity, RNA polymerase II-specific.